AUGGUUGAAAAGAAAGAGGUCGCCAUUCGAGUGCCUGCCGCAGAUAACUCCCCCAUGGAGGAGGACAAACCUCUCAAGAAGACGCCAAAAGAACUCAAGGAUGCUCCUAUCAAGGAGGAGUUAUCUGAGGAGGAUCAGGAGCUCAAGACCCAGCUCGAGAUGCUGAUUGAGAGACUGAAGGAGUCCGAUACCAAGCUUUACAACCCUACGCUGGAGACCCUCCGGACCCUGAUCUUGACCUCGACCAGCUCCAUGACCUCUGUCCCUAAGCCAUUGAAGUACUUGCGCCCCCUCUACCCCGACAUGGUCACCAUCCACGACUCGUGGCCCGACAACGCAGACAAGCAUUUCUUGGCUGAUAUUCUCUCGAUCUUGGCCAUGACCUAUGACGACGAUAAACUGGAUACUCUCAAGUACCGCAUGGUGGGCUCAAAGAACGCCAUCGGAUCAUGGGGUCACGAAUACGUCAGACAUUUGUCGACUGAGAUUGGACUGGAGUACAACAGACGUCAGGAGAAGGAUGCUGAGACAGAGGACCUUAUCGAGCUUGCAUUGGAGGUUGCACCAUUUUUCUUGGCUCACAACGCCGAGGCAGAUGCUGUUGACAUGUUGUUGCAGUUGGACAUUGUCCCCAAGUUGGUGGGCUUUGUGGACAAGAACUCGUACAAGCGCGUCUGCCUCUACAUCGCAGGCUGUGUGAACUACUUGGAGUCCCCAGAUGAUGCCAUCUGCUUACGCACAACAUACGACAUUUACUUGAAGCACGGCAAAUACGCUGAGGCACUGUUGAUUGCUAUCCGCAUGUCUGACAAGACCCUUAUCCAGAGUCUCUUCGACAGCUGCGAGGAUCCUCUCCUGAAGAAGCAGCUCGCCUUUAUGCUUGCUAGGCAGCAGAUCUUUGUCGAGACAGAGGAUGAGGACCUUCAGAACUGCAUCAACAACACCCACUUGACCACUCACUUCAUCAACCUCGCCCGUGAACUUGAUCUCAUGGAGCCCAAGACCCCUGAGGACAUUUACAAAUCUCACCUCGAGCACAAGCGCUCAGCUGGUGCCGCACAGGUUGAUUCUGCUCGCCAGAACUUGGCUUCUACAUUCGUCAACGCUUUCGUCAAUGCCGGAUUUGGAGUUGACAAGUUGAUGCUUCCCGAGGAGGACGAUGGUGGUUGGAUUUUCAAGAACAAGGAUCACGGUAUGAUGAGUGCCUCUGCCUCCUUGGGCAUGCUCUUGCUCUGGGAUGUCGACAUGGGUCUCAACCAGAUCGACAAGUACAUCUACUCGGAGGAUGAGAACAUCAGGGCAGGAGCUUUGCUUGCCGUCGGUAUUGUCAACUCGGGUGUCCGCAACUUGGCUGACCCCGCCUUGGCUGUCCUUUCGGAGCACUUGGAGGACUCCAAGUCGGUCGCCAACCGUGUUGCUGCCAUCCAGGGUCUCGGGCUCGCCUAUGCCGGCUCUGCAAGGGAGGAGCUUUCAGAGUUGCUGUUGCCCAUUGUCAGUAAUCCUGAUCUCGCCAUGGAGUUAGCCUCGUUUGCUGCCUUGGCUUUAGGACAGAUCUUUGUCGGCACCUGUGAUGGAGAGAUUACCAGCACCAUCCUUCAGACCAUGCUCGAGCGCGCUGACGGUCAGCUCGGCGAGACCUUUGGCCGCUUCAUGGGUCUCGGUCUCGGACUUCUCCACCUCGGCACGCGCGGACAGUGCGAUGUAACGUUGGAGACUUUGAAGGCUGUUGAGCACCCACUUGCCAAGAAGACGAGCGUGAUUGUCGAGAUUUGCGCAUAUGCCGGCUCUGGUGACGUUCUUCACAUUCAGCGUAUGCUCCACUACUGCAACGACCACAUUGACAGCGAGAGCGGCGCUGAUGACGAGUUCCAGGCUUUUGCUGUCAUUGGUAUUGCCUUGAUUGCUCUUGGAGAGGAUAUUGGAGCAGAGAUGGCAUUGAGGUCGUUCACGCACUUGAUGCACUAUGGAGAGCCAGUGAUCCGCAAGGCUGUUCCUCUUGCCAUUGGUCUCCUCUGCGCGUCCAACCCUGUACUCUCUGUCCUGGAUACCCUUGGCAAGUACUCGCACGAUACCGAUAUUGAGGUCGCUCUGAACUCAAUCUUUGCCAUGGGUAUGGUUGGUGCUGGAACCAACAACGCCCGUGUCGCCCAAAUGUUGCGUCACCUUGCCUCUUAUUACCACAAGGACGCCAGCUGUCUCUUCGUCGUCCGCAUCGCCCAGGGUCUGUUGCAUAUGGGUAAGGGAACGUUGACGAUUAACCCAUUGAACACCGACCGCCAGAUCAUGUCAAACGUCGCUGUGGCAGGUCUGUUGACAACACUGGUGGCCUUCACAGAUGUGAAGACACUCAUCCUGGGCCGCCACCACUACCUCCUCUACUCGCUCGUGACGGCCAUGUACCCACGGUUCCUGAUCACUUUGAACGAGGAGCUCGAGUCCGAGGCUGUUGCAGUCCGUGUGGGUCAGGCUGUCGAUGUUGUCGGCCAGGCUGGUCGACCCAAGACUAUUACAGGAUUCCAGACACAUUCUACACCUGUGCUGUUGGCCUACUCUGAGCGUGCCGAGCUGUCGACAGAAGAAUACCUGUCCCAGGCACCUAUCCUGGAGGGCAUUGUGAUCCUGAAGAAGAACCCUGAUUAUGUCGAGGAGGUCAAGGCAUAA
Messenger RNA from Linnemannia hyalina, 2661 nucleotides. The record is from the annotation of a GenBank genome assembly. Lineage: Eukaryota; Fungi; Mortierellomycota; Mortierellomycetes; Mortierellales; Mortierellaceae.